Malaclemys terrapin pileata is the source of this 1449-nucleotide messenger RNA. Its product is annotated as melanin-concentrating hormone receptor 1-like. The transcript has 5 exons. The record is from RefSeq and is a predicted model, not a curated record. Lineage: Eukaryota; Metazoa; Chordata; Testudines; Emydidae. The coding region runs from base 1 to 1449 and encodes 482 amino acids. Gene Ontology annotation, cellular component: membrane; neuron projection. Gene Ontology annotation, molecular function: neuropeptide binding; melanin-concentrating hormone receptor activity. Gene Ontology annotation, biological process: neuropeptide signaling pathway.
AUGGACCGGAUCCUCCGGGCCAGCCAAACUGUGCAUGGCACAGGGAACGAUGGGUCAGCAUCUCUAAUGAAAACACCCCCGGCCUGUGGGUGUUUCAAGCCCAAAGGUUUUUACCUGGGGGCAAACCACUGCCGGACUAGUGGGAACCGAGCUUUGUGCAGGUUUGUGUUAGCAUCGCUCCAGCCGAGCUGUUAUUUUAUUGGCUGGUGGAGCGCUAGCAAAGCAGCUCUGUUCGGCAGCAAGACACACAAGGCAUCGGGAGGGGAGCAGCAGCCGUGGCCACUGGUGAGAAUAAACGGAGGACGCACCAAGCAGCUUCCCAGGGAGAUGGCUGAGCCGAAGAGCGAUUUCUUCAGCAACCUGUGGGGUUCGAAUGAGUCCAACGUGACAGCUGCACCUUGGACAGCAGGCACCAGGGAAAUGGAAGACCACAGUAGCAUCGUCCUCCCUGUCAUUUUUGGCAUAAUUUGCCUGGUGGGCACUGUAGGGAACAGCAUUGUGAUCUACACCAUCACCAAAAGACCCAAGAGAAACCACAACACUGCAGAUGUCUUCAUCGUGAGCCUCUCCAUCACAGACCUCCUGUUCCUGCUGGGCAUGCCCUUGCUUAUCCACCAGCUCCUAGGGAAUGGGGUCUGGCUUUUCGGGGCUACCAUGUGCACCAUCAUCACUGCUUUAGAUGCCAACAGCCAGUUCGCCAGCACGUACAUCCUCACGGCAAUGGCCAUUGACCGCUACCUGGCCACAGUACACCCCAUCCGCUCUGCCUACAUGCGCACCCCCUGCACAGCCGCCCUGGUGAUCUUGCUGCUCUACCUGCUGUCUCUCCUAACCAUUGUGCCGGUGUUCAUGUACACCCAGUCCAUUGUUCUGCCUGGCAGCAAAGCUGGGUGUGGCAUCAUCCUACCCAACCUCUCAGUUGAUAUCUAUUGGUACACGCUGUACCAGUUCUUCCUGGCUUUUGUCAUCCCGCUUUCAGUCAUCUGCAUUGUGUACCUCAAGAUACAGAAGCACAUUUCAUGCAAGGUGCUGCCGCUGCCCCAGAGAAACUUCCGAGCCAGAACUAAGAAGAUCAUGCGGAUGGCAAUAACCAUCUGCUCUGCCUUUUUUAUCUGCUGGGCGCCCUAUUACAUCCUGCAGUUGGUCCAUCUCAAAGUCACCCAGCCCUCCAUUAUGUUCCUCUAUGCCUAUAAUGUAGCUAUCAGCUUGGGUUACGCAAGCAGCUGCAUCAACCCAUUCAUAUACAUUGUAUUGAGUGACACUUUCCAAAGGAACCUGGUGAAGGCAAUCUGCCCAGGCCAGCAGGCCAGAAGAGGUGACAGACAUGCCCCUGGGAAAGUCAGUCCCUCUGUGAAAAUAAGUCCUGGGCCAAAUCAGGAGACCGAUCUUAGCAUGACAUACGCUCAUAAUAUAGACAAUUGUAUCGCUCUCUCGGUCAUGGUUCCUUAG